GCAGACGCAGGCAGCAGAACUGACUGAAGAUGGCCGACUCGCUGUCGUCCAGUCUGGGUGAGGAAAAAGAAAAGGAUAAAGAUGACCGAGAGAGGAGCCGAAGGAAUGCCAGAACAGACAAGAACAAAGCCGAGGAUGGCGUCACGGAAGCUCUGGGCUUUAAGACCAAAAUUGCUGACAGUAAAGCCAAGAAACGCAACCUCUCAGACCUUUCUCUGUUGAGGUUCAUUACCACUGAGCUGACCAGAGGUUACUUCCUGGAACACAAUGAAGCCAAAUACACCGAACGGCGAGAGAAGGUCUACACCUGCCUUCGCAUCCCUAAGGAGCUGGAGAAGCUGAUGACAUUUGGCUUCUUCCUGUGCCUGGAUGCUUUUCUCUAUGUGUUCACCUUGUUGCCCCUCAGAGUAAUCCUGGCACUUUUAAGGCUGGUCACAGUUCCGUGUUGUGGUCUCAGUGGUUCCCGUCUGCUGCAGCCGGCCCAGGUGUGUGAUGUGCUCAAAGGCUUCAUCAUGGUGCUUUGUUACUCCAUGAUGAGUUAUGUGGACUAUGCCAUGAUGUACCACCUCAUACGGGGCCAGUCUGUCAUCAAGCUCUACAUCAUCUAUAACAUGUUAGAGGUGGCAGAUCGCCUCUUCUCCUCCUUUGGCCAGGACAUAUUGGAUGCUCUGUACUGGACUGCGACCGAGCCAAAGGAAAAGAAGAGGGCACACAUAGGAGUGAUUCCACACUUCUUCAUGGCUGUGCUCUAUGUCUUUCUCCAUGCCAUCCUUAUUAUGGUCCAGGCCACCACUCUCAAUGUAGCCUUCAACUCCCACAACAAGUCUCUAUUGACCAUUAUGAUGUCCAACAACUUUGUGGAAAUCAAAGGAAGUGUUUUUAAGAAGUUUGAAAAGAACAAUCUUUUCCAAAUGUCGAAUAGUGACAUAAAAGAAAGGUUCACCAAUUACAUCCUCCUGCUCAUUGUAUGUCUGAGGAACAUGGAGCAGUUUUCAUGGAACCCUGACCACUUGUGGGUGCUGUUUCCUGAUGUGGUCAUGGUCAUAGCCUCUGAGGUUGCAGUGGAUGUGGUCAAGCAUGCCUUUAUCACCAAAUUCAAUGAUAUUAGUGCUGAUGUCUAUGGUGAAUAUCGGGCAAGCCUCGCUUUUGAUCUUGUGAGCAGUCGCCAGAAAAAUGCUUAUACUGACUACAGUGACUCUGUGUCCAGAAGAAUGGGCUUCAUUCCUCUUCCAUUAGCUUUAUUGUUGAUUCGGGUGGUAACCAGUUCAGUGAAGAUCCAGGGUUCACUCUCCUUUAUGUGUGUUUUUCUCUUCUAUUUGGGGAUGAUCACUCUGAAGGUGCUGAACAGCAUUGUGCUACUGGGCACCUCUUGUGUGUUUGUCAAAGAAGCCAACAUGGAAGAAAAACUGUCUGACCCUCCUCCAUCUGCCGCCUCAAGCAGAGCCAACUCCAGAGCCCACCGAAUUAAAUUCAUUCAGACUUUACCACAACAGGAAGCUGCAGCGGAUCGAGGAGGGAUCACAGUAUCUUCCAUCAGCCCGCCUUUGUCCAACAUGGCCAACAGCUCCACUCCCACUAUCCCCAAAAGUGACUCAGACACAUUCCUCACUACGCCCGACGAAGAUGACGAGAACAAAAUCAUCAACACGGACACAGGCCUAGAAGGAGACAUGAGACCGAAAAUGCCAAAGAAAGACUUACUGGAGAUUGACCGCUUCACCAUAUGUGGUAACCGAAUAGACUGAGUGCUGUGUGAAUCAGGGAUCACUGUUUGGGUCACGCAGUCAGGCUGGACUUGUACUUUUGCACCUGACCCUCAAAUAUUUAUUUAUUUAUUUCUGACAAAACCAGCCAAGGAAUAAAGCUGUCACUGCAAGCCCAUAUGCCAGAUGUGUCCUACACAUGGUCGUGGCUUCUGUGCGCUGUACCCUACAGUGUCUCAGCAGUGCAGAUUGGACUGUGAAAGUGUGGACACAAGAAUGUGUGUGCAAGAAUGUGUUUAAACACACAAUCAUGCACAAUCACAAGUGUUGUAUGAAGGGCAGACCAGUCAGUUUUUAAUUUUUAUAAAAACCUGUAUUUGAAAUGAUUUUUAGAAUAAAUUUCUGAUAUUUUUUCAAAAAACUUAUCCAGGACUGAACACCCCACUGAAGUCAUUACAGAGAGCACGUGUAGUUACUGAUGUUAAAUUUUUACAUGGCAGCUGUAACUCUACAGAAAGAAUUAGACUCACGUUUUAUUGAUUUUAUACAUGUUGCCAUGUCUUUUAUUUCUGUUGCCAAGUAAGCUCAUAAUUCAUUACAGAUCUACAAAUCUCCAAAUACUGCCCGACUGAUACAUUUCAUAAAGUCAAAUCAAUUAAAGGAUAUAAGCUUAUCAGAAUAAGCGCUGUCAGAAUGUUCCAAAGCAAAAUGUGAAGUGAAUCUUUUUGAACUUAAACUUUUUUUUUUUUUUUACAUAUUAAAUAAUGUACCCCCCCAUUCCCCUUACAGAUCUGUUUCCCUAGACCCAUUGACCAUAGUAAUGUCUACUACAUCAAAAAAGAAAAAAAAGAUUAGUCAAUUACAGGUAGGCCCAAGGGAGUCACCAGAGAAUGGUAGGCGUCAUGUAUUGUUUGUCAUGAGGCUGUUCAUCAGUUCAAACCACUUAUUUUUGGCACAACCUAUUCAUAUUCAUAGAAGAGGCUAAUUAUGCAAUAUUUUGUGAAUUUGUUUUACUUUUUUAUUUUCAUUUAACCCCAUAACAUCAACAGAGUGAAGUGUAUUAUAUUUAUUGAUUCAGUUAUUCAGUGAAAGUGACCAAAAAUAUAUGACAUUUUUUGUUGGCUUAAAAAAACAUUGAUUUUAGAUGCUGUUCUUUAGGAAAACUGUAAAACCUUAUUACUGGUGUCCUUUUAUGAGAUAGAAGGCCACUGGUCUAAAACAUCCCUGCAUUUGCUUUUUCAAACUGAAUAUUUUGGGAGUAAUUGAUGCAAACUUGUGGCAAUUAUUUUGAAUGGUGUAAUUCAACUAAUUUUUGUCAACACUGAACUGCCUCAUUUUCAUAAUUUGAUAUGUGAUUUUAAUUACAUUUGUUUACAUACAGUCACAAACUAUUCCAUUUAUUCUAAUUCAGGACAACACCUAUCUUUUUUUUUUUUUGUUCCAUUCUUUGGCUUAGUUAUGAGUGCGACUUAUGUUUGGAUAUUAUUGACUUGAAGAUUGUCCUUAGCAGUGUGUUUGAUUGUGAGACUGGUGAUUUGAAGUGCUUGAAUGGAAUGAACUGAAACACCACAACAUCCGUAUCAGCAUUUGACAGUUGUUUACCUUUUAUGAGUGUAAAUGCAUCUCCUUCACAGCAGCAGGAGAAUAAAAAAAUAGCUUUGUA
This is a messenger RNA of Periophthalmus magnuspinnatus, 3366 nucleotides long. It is a transcript of the gene tapt1b, whose product is annotated as transmembrane anterior posterior transformation 1b. Lineage: Eukaryota; Metazoa; Chordata; Actinopteri; Gobiiformes; Gobiidae. Gene Ontology annotation, cellular component: endoplasmic reticulum membrane; ciliary basal body. The record is from RefSeq and is a predicted model, not a curated record. Gene Ontology annotation, biological process: positive regulation of cilium assembly; maintenance of protein localization in endoplasmic reticulum. Bases 30 to 1745 code for a protein of 571 amino acids. The transcript is spliced from 14 exons.